CCUAUUAAACUGGAGAAAAGUUAGUUUUGCGAAGCAAACAAUAACAAGGGUGAAUUCUGUUCGUAAAGAAAAUCACUUAAAUUCGUUGAGCAUGAACUCAUUGCUCGCGAGUAAAACGUUUAGAGAGUAGUAGCGACGUACAGUGAACAUUUAGUCGAAUUAAAUGUAUGUUCCUCUUUUUCGAAAGUUUUCUGUCCUUCUAAGAAAUUGUCUAUAUCAUAAAAAUGCCAAAAAAUCGGUUAAUCACGCGUUCAGUGACGAAUAUUCGACCGACCCACAUGACUUUAAAUUUAGAAUGCUCCGAAGAGCCACUUAGCGAAGCGCAAUUAAUGCUACGAUUAGAACUCAAGGAGAAUUAUGACAGGGUUGCUGCUACUUUAGAGGAAUUGGUGAAAGAUCAUGGAGGUAAAUUGGUAUGUCAAGCAGGCAAUGUCAAUGGUUAUCAGUACACAUUGCCUGCAAAUCCUGCGCAAGCUGUUGUUAAAAAUAAUCCACAGUCCAUCGUGAGUGUUAAUCAAAAUAAGAAUCAGCCGAUUAAGCUCAAUGUACUGAAUAAUGCAAACGGCUCUCAAGGUAACAUACAGUUGGUCGUGGAUUCAAGAAUGGGAGUUAUUUUAGGAUCGGUCGCUCAACCUCAAGGUACUACCAUAACGACUGCUUCGUCGGGUACAAUAUCUACACCAGUAUUGACGUCUGCGUCGUCGUCGACAUCGUUGGCUAGCACUAUACCUACCGUCACGCAUCCCCAGGCGGAAAACUAUAAAUAUACACGAUCCGGACGCAGAACAAAAGUACUCCAAGUCCAGCAACCUGAUAUAAUAGAGGAACCCGUGCUGAUCACCCGUGGAAAACAAAAAGUGGGCUCUUCGACGCACGUUGUAACACCAACUACCACCAGUCCACAGGGUGUAACGAAUCUUCGAAUAAAAACAGUAACUAAACAACAAAUUGCACCGGCAACGGUGUCGUCGACUCCACCAACCAUAAGUACAACAACGGGAGUGACGACCAAAGUAUCUGCCUCAAAACCAACCGAGCACACUAGCAUCGGUGGAAUAUCGGUGGGAAAUAAAAAUGCAGCCGCUGAACAAAUCGACGAAGCAAAGAAGAAUCUUCCGGAUGGCAGGGAAGUAACGUUUAACAAAAUGAACGGUGGCAGGACGUUCCCUUCGCUGGUCGUCAUAGCUAGACCGAAUCUUCGCACCAAGGACAUCGCACCACAAAUAGCUCAAAAAGAAAGAUCGGACUUAGAUAUCAAAGUGAAGAGCGUACUCAUGUUUUCCGCUACGAAAUUUGCCGAAUGGUUGAUACAACAAGGUUUAGUGAAAUCGGAACAAUAUUGCGCCCAACAUAGCAAUAGUUAUCAAAAGACUAAACUGAAACUGGGAAUGUACAGCGAUCAAGGAACAUUUCCUUAUUCGGGAGGGUACGUUUGGAUCUCGAGCUGCUGUCCAGAUCGUUUCGUCUCGGUUUUUUCCGGUUCAAUAUUUCAAGGAGCACCGUACACACCUACCGUUCUUUUGAAAUUAAUAUAUCAUUGGGCUUGCCAGACAAACGUUCAAAAUGUUGUUUCCUGGGUAAAAGUGUCGAACGUGUAUGUGAAAAAUUUUUACACGCAUCUGCGUAGUGUUUGCACGUCCGCAAUGUGGGACAAAACACGUAAGAUGGGAGGGAAAAAUUCUGUGAUACAAGUUGGUGUAAUUAGUUUGGGUACAACGUCGCAGGACGGAAACUUGCGACAAGUAAAAGUCGAGGUGCUCGGUGUAUUGGAUUACACCACCCUCGAUUUAAGACUAAGGGCAUGCGAUCCUGUACAAGACGGCGAUAGAUCGUAUAAACGACGAUUCAAUAAUAUUCUACAUCCGUUGAAAGAUUGGGUGCACACCGAUUCCAAGAUCAUGACAGAUUUUACCGUCGAUAAAAGUACGCUCGAAGAAAUGGGUUUCACUCAUAUCACGCAAUCCGCGUUCUCCGAUCAAAAUCCCCGAAACGUGAUGAGCAAUUAUCACAUUAUGGAAUAUUUGAGAAAAAUUGUUCCCAGAAUGUUUCAAAAUACUCUGAGCUUACUCAGCAGACAAAUGAUACAGCAAUUCUUGGAUGAGUUGGUAUGGAGAGAAAUGUACGGUACGACGGCCGCACGAGCAUUCGAUAACAUUAUCGCCCAUAUCGCCGAGCAAACUAGGAUCUAUUCCGACGAGGGUUUGUUGGAUCGAUUGACGAAGAUAGCCGCGAAUCCGUUUCAGAAUUGGUCCUACUCGCCACCUUUGACGCAUCUAAUGACGAUAAAUAAAGAAGAUAUUCAGUCGGGCUGCGACGUUCUGAUACAAAACAGCGUUAACAGCGCUGGUAAUAUUAAUCAACAACAACAACAACAACAACAGCAACAGCAACAGCAACAGCAACAACAACAACAACAACAACAACAACAACAACAACAGGAGACAGUGUCGUAUGGUCAAGCAGUAAAGCCUGGUCCAAGAAGAGGACGUAAAAGAAAUAUCGCAACGACGGCUAGUCCGGAUCCCGAAGCAAAGAAAGCCAUGUUAGAUUCGAAAGCUCGAGACAAAGAGGGUAAAAACGAUCAGAUACAGUUGCAAGAAUUUUAUUACGCUACCAUGGAAGGUGAAAAGAAUAUACUUUUGAAAGAGCACAAGUGUUCGUUAUACUUUAGGUGCUUUCUCUGUACGAUGACGAUGCGUUCGAAUACAGACGUAAUGGAACAUAUGAUCAGUCAUGUUCCUCCUCAAGUGCCCGGACAAUCAAACUCGCCCGUGUGUCGAUAUUGUUGUACUGCUUUCUCGUCUCAACAUCAAAUGGUUACGCACGUUACGGAGACGCACAGUAAUUUUGGCAACUCCGACAGCGACAUGGUCGUUUGCGCGAUUUGCGAACAGAAAUUCGGAAACAGCGGACUUUUAAUUAAUCAUUUAUCGUCGAUCCAUUAUCCGUCCGAAAUGCCAUACCGAUGCGAAACCUGCGGCUACCGUACUUCCAGCCACAAGGACGCUAUCGAUCACUUUUAUCGUAUUCAUGAAAAAGGCGAGAGCUUGCAAUGCCCCUAUUGUUUAAAAGUAAUACAAUUCGUAAGCGAGGGGAGUCCCAGUGCCACCAGCGUCCAUGCCUUCUUACUGCACAUGCAGAGACACGUUAUAAGAAGAGAGCAAGGACGGGGUAAUAAAUGCUCGAAAUGCUGUCUCUGGUUCAAUCAGAAAAGUUCGUUAAAAGUUCAUCAGAGAGAAUUGCACGACUGUGUUUCUGGCUCGAAGGUUGUCCCCUAUUCCAGCAGUAGUAACGGAAUAAUGAUAUCGAAGCAGCGGCCACUCAACAGACGAUUCGACCUCGACAGUCCCGUAACGGAAUUGCCACGCGACGAAAAGGUGAAAAAGUGGCUCACAGGCCCGAUCACGGUCAACGUCCCGAUCGAAAACCUGUCUUGUCAAGAAUGCGAAGAAGACGUGGACGAACAAGAUCAUUAUCCAGGUGAACAGAGAUGUCACCAAUGUCGAUACAUAACUUGUUGUUGGCGUGCCUUUAAGGAACAUCAACAACAAAUUCACAAUGAACGACCGAUGACUAGUCUGGUGGUUCCCUCGCCUCUCAUUAAUAUUCCGUUGGACAAAAGGAUGCAAUGUUCGUGCGGUUAUGCGACCGCUGACGGCAAUCUGUUGGCUACGCAUUUAAUUAAAUGUAAAAAAGUAUCCGCUUAUCCGAUGGAAGAUACAGCGCCAUCCGGAAUGCUAGACAGUUUGGGCCUGGUUCCAAAAAACGUUAACGACGAAACCGAGAUCGACGGUAAAAGGACUAUCACUUUACGUUAAAAUAAGUGGAUAAUUCAAAGGAAAUGUUGCAAAAUACAGUUUCAAAAUGUGCCGCGAUUCUCUGCUAUAUUAAUUAAUUAAUACUACUAUACAGGGUGUUCGGCCACCUCGAUUUUAAUGGGUGGUUCUACAGGCGAAAAUAACACGAAAAUCAACAAUACCAAUUUCUUGAUCGAGGCUUUCUUAAAAAGUUAUUAACGUUUAAAGUUCCACCCGUACUGAAUUUUUUUUCUCGA
Messenger RNA from Colletes gigas, 4054 nucleotides. RefSeq lists its product as uncharacterized. The transcript is spliced from 10 exons. Gene Ontology annotation, cellular component: nucleus. The record is from RefSeq and is a predicted model, not a curated record. Lineage: Eukaryota; Metazoa; Arthropoda; Insecta; Hymenoptera; Colletidae. The coding region runs from base 225 to 3818 and encodes 1197 amino acids. Gene Ontology annotation, biological process: regulation of transcription by RNA polymerase II. Gene Ontology annotation, molecular function: DNA-binding transcription factor activity, RNA polymerase II-specific; sequence-specific DNA binding.